Molecule: messenger RNA, 1153 nt
Organism: Lolium rigidum
Lineage: Eukaryota; Viridiplantae; Streptophyta; Magnoliopsida; Poales; Poaceae
Product: probable serine/threonine-protein kinase PIX13
Exons: 2
Coding region: 16-963 (315 amino acids)
Biological process (GO): protein phosphorylation
Molecular function (GO): protein kinase activity; ATP binding
Source: RefSeq, a predicted model, not a curated record
GGGUUCAAGCCGGAGAUGGUGCUGGGCGAGGGCGGGUUCGGGCGGGUGUACAAGGGCUGGGCCGACGAGCGCAGCCUCAACCCGGCCAAGAGCUCCGCCGGCGUCGUCGUCGCCGUCAAGAAGCUCAACCACGAGAGCGUCCAGGGACUCCAGGAAUGGCAGUCGGAGGUGAACUUCCUGGGCCGGCUGCAGCACCCGAACCUGGUGAAGCUGCUGGGGUACUGCGGCGAGGACAGGGAGCUCCUCCUCGUCUACGAGUUCAUGCCCAAGGGCAGCCUCGAGAACCACCUCUUCAGGAGGGGCGCGGCGUUCGAGCCGCUGACGUGGGAGACGCGGCUGAAGAUCGCCAUCGGCGCCGCCCGUGGCCUCGCCUUCCUGCACUCGCCGGAGACACAGAUCAUCUACCGGGACUUCAAGGCCUCCAACAUCCUCCUCGACGCCGACUUCGGGCCCAAGCUCUCGGACUUCGGCCUCGCCAAGAGCGGUCCCGCGGCGGGGCGGUCGCACGUCACCACCAGGAUCAUCGGCACCUACGGCUACGCCGCGCCGGAGUACGUCGCCACGGGCCACCUCUACGUCAAGAGCGACGUUUACGGCUUCGGCGUAGUGCUCCUCGAGCUGCUCACGGGGCUCCGGGCGCACGACACCAACCGGCCCAGCCACCAGGUGAACCUCGUGGAGUGGGCGCGGCCCUACAUCGCCUCGGGCGGCAGGAAGCUCACCGGCCUCAUGGACCAGCGGCUCGCCGGCCAGUACCCUUCCAAGGCGGCGGCGAAUGCGGCCAGGCUCGCGUACAACUGCCUCUGCGGCGACCCCAAGUCCAGGCCCUCCAUGGACGAUGUCCUCGCCAAGCUCGAGGAGAUCGAGGCCAGGGCGUCGGCGCAAGGGAGCCGGGAUGCGCUGCCGCCAAGGCCUGCCCCGGCGGCGCGCCGCUCGCCCUACCGUGCUUCUUGCAGGCCCUGACGGACAGUGCCUGAUCCACUGAUCGAUCCGUCUUGUUUGUAACGUUUUCUUAAUUUUUGUUAGGGAGAAAUUUAGUGGCAGAGGUCAAUUGUACUCCAGAGAUGGCAUCAGGACGUAUACUCCUGAUAACACAGGUAAAACUUUAGAGUGAUUACACUGCACAUUGCCUCUUAAAACUCUAGAAUUUCAA